Molecule: messenger RNA, 2797 nt
Organism: Podarcis raffonei (Aeolian wall lizard)
Lineage: Eukaryota; Metazoa; Chordata; Lepidosauria; Squamata; Lacertidae
Gene: B4GALT6
Product: beta-1,4-galactosyltransferase 6
Exons: 9
Coding region: 899-2047 (382 amino acids)
Biological process (GO): carbohydrate metabolic process; glycosphingolipid biosynthetic process
Molecular function (GO): UDP-galactose:glucosylceramide beta-1,4-galactosyltransferase activity
Source: RefSeq, a predicted model, not a curated record
AUCAUCCCCCGCCGCCACCCGCGCGACACGGAGUUCUGCAGUUCCCCUUCGUCACGCCGUGGAGCCCCCCCCCCCCGCGCGCCACCCCGGGCACCCCGCACUUUCCCUCCACCGCCGCAGUCCGAGAGAGACCUGCUGGUGGGAGGAGGCGGUCCUCGGGAAAAGGGAAAGAGCAGCAAGCCGAGCGGAGAGAAAGCGGCUAGGGAUGCCCGAACGCUCCCAGCCUGCGGCAGGAUGGCGAGGCGGGCAGCGUCGGCCAAGGAACCAGCAGCGGGGGCUUCCGGUGGGCUGAGAGGACCCGGAGCCAAACGGCAGCAGCUUCCCCUCAGGAGGCGUUGCUGAAACACCUCUCCUUCCCGCCUCACAGGGGGAGCGCCAAGUUCGGACUGCAGGGAGGUGGGGGCGGCCUAGAGGGACCACAACGACACCCCCUCCCACUUUCCUCAGCGUCUUUCACCUGCGUCAUGAAGCAUCGCCCUCCUCCCUUCACGGCUGCGGGCGCUCGCCCUUUUCCUUGACGCCUCCCUUUGGGGUGGCGCGCGCUGCCCCCCUCCCCGCCCUCCGCUUCGUUCUGUGCCCCCCCCCAGCGCGCCGGACCUUCUCUCCGUCCCCAGGUUGGCCCAUCCUGUGUGGGAUACCCUCGCCCCGCUGACCAUGCCUGGGAGUCCGUCCCCGCUGGUGGGGCUUCCCGCUCUCCCGAGGCCUCGCUCUUGGCAUCGCGGUCUGUCUUAGCAGCUGGUGGUUUGGCUUGGCAUCCAGUCUGUGGGCAGCCUGCUUUUUCUUUAUUUUCAUUUUGGUGGGGGUGGAGUUUGCACCUUCAAGCCUGGGAAGCGCAGCCGCCACUUGCAGCCGGUGGGAGGGAGGGGGGUGGCCUGCCUCUCUGCCCCGGAACAGGAGGAUGUCUCUCUUUACGAAGGCGCUGCGAGUCUCCAACCGCUCGAUUUUCGUCUUUCUCUUCUUCUUUUCCUUCUCCUCCUCUUGCCUGUAUUUCAUUUAUGUGGCACCCGGAAUAGCAAAUACGUAUCUAUUUAUGGUUCAAGCACGAGGUAUAAUGCUGAAAGAAAAUGUGAAAACAAUAGGGCAUAUGAUCAGGCUGUACACUAAUAAAAAUGCUACUUUAAAUGGCACAGAUUACCCUGAAGGCAACAAUUCAAGUGAUAACCUUGCACAAACUGUGAUGUACCUUCCAGAAAAUUUCACUUACUCUCCUAGCCAACCUUGUCCGGAAAAGUUGCCCUACAUGAGAGGCUUUAUUGAUGUCAAUAUGAGUGAAAUUGGUUUGGAUGAAAUUCAGAAGAUAUUUUCAAAAGAUUUAGACAUUGAACCAGGUGGUCAUUGGAGGCCCAAGGACUGUAAACCACGGUGGAAGGUUGCAAUACUCAUUCCUUUUCGGAAUCGCCAUGAACAUCUUCCAAUAUUUUUCCGACACCUGAUACCAGUGUUACAAAACCAAAGGCUGGAAUUUGCUUUUUAUGUUGUUGAACAGACUGGGACACAGCCAUUUAACCGAGCAAUGCUCUUCAACAUUGGUUUUAAAGAAGCCAUGAAGGAUGGUGACUGGGACUGUGUAAUUUUUCAUGAUGUGGAUCACUUACCUGAAAACGAUCGAAAUUAUUAUGGAUGUGGUGAGAUGCCACGACAUUUCGCCGCAAAGCUGGACAAAUAUAUGUACAUUCUUCCAUACAAUGAGUUCUUUGGUGGUGUAAGUGGACUAACAAUAGAACAAUUCAAAAAAAUCAAUGGAUUUCCAAAUGCUUUCUGGGGAUGGGGUGGAGAAGAUGAUGAUCUCUGGAAUAGGGUUCACUAUGUAGGAUACAACGUAUCAAGACCAGAAGGAGAGCUAGGGAAGUAUAAGUCUAUUCCUCAUCAUCACCGAGGAGAAGUUCAAUUCUUAGGACGGUAUAAACUAUUAAGAUAUUCCCGAGAGCGUCAGUACAUUGAUGGGUUGAAUAAUCUGCUAUAUACACCUACUGUCUUAGUCAGCAAAUUGUACACAAAUGUAACAGUAAACCUUAUGCCAGAACUAGCUCCUGUCCAAGAUUAUUAAUGGAACAGCAGAAUAAAUGGAUCAAACGUUUGAAAAUAUUGAUUUAAAACUGCAAGUUAAAGACAUCACAUCAGAUAUUUCUGAAGACUUAACAAAAGAAGUCAAAUGAUUGUAUGUAUGACUUUGUGCCAGUUUGUGAAAAGAAACCCGCCUAGUGGCUGCUACUUAAAAUGUUUACGUCAUGAAACCAACACUAUUCAAGCCUUGUUUGGGUACGUUUUUCACAACAGAAACCACUCGUCUCAGCUGUAAUUAACAGUCGUGUUGCUUGUCUAGAAGCCAAGAAAAAUCAUUUUCACCCAGGAAAUAUGCUUUCAAGAAAUCACAGUUAAAAUGAAGUUUUUAAUAUUUUUCAUGUUAUGUAAAUAUCUUUUAAAUUAACAUGCUUUUGAACAUGGUAGCAUUCAAGAGUUCUGUAUGUGCUUGAGAAUACUUGUGUUCAGUCUCUUGGAUUUUGUUUAUUGGCAUGAGAUAACAUGUAAGCAGUUAAUUCUGGACAAAGACUUUGAUUGGUUUACAAUGAAGGACCAAUUUGCUGCUUAUGGUUGUAAACUAUUUUGAGCUCCUAUAUACCUACAUACGUGAUUUUACCACUAAUUUUUCUGUGAAUAAUCUUUAAUUUUUUUAUUCUAUUUAUUACUUAGGCAAUGCCAUGAUUCCCUGAUUAUGCUUGAAAUAAUAUUGUUUAUGCAUAUUGCAUGUACAUUUUGGGAAUCCAUCAAGGAUGUUACUGUGUGCCAAUAGUGUUGG